Molecule: messenger RNA, 1384 nt
Organism: Fomitiporia mediterranea MF3/22
Lineage: Eukaryota; Fungi; Basidiomycota; Agaricomycetes; Hymenochaetales; Hymenochaetaceae
Exons: 5
Coding region: 109-693 (194 amino acids)
Source: RefSeq, a predicted model, not a curated record
CCUUCCUUUCCCCUCCACCUCUCUCUUCUUCCCGUCCAUCGCUCUUCGCGUCCCACCUCUCCCUCGUCCUCCACUCUCGUCGCUCCGCGCACCUCUACGUCCAACAAGAUGCUCGCUACACUCAUUUCUGCCACGCUCCUUUCUGCAUUCACAAUCCGAGGCGCACUUGCCGAGUUCUCUAUCGCUACAAUUGAGCUCACCCAAUGUGCUUCUGCCCACAUCACUUGGACUGAGGCAACUGCCCCGUACAACAUGGCCGUCGUUCCCGCUGAUGACCCCUGCGACAAGGUCCUUGUCGAUCUCGGUGACCAUAAGGGACUGUCCAUGACAUGGAAUAACGUCACCGUUCCCGCUGGUACUAAAGUCAUGUUUUCGCUCCUGGACUCGUCAGACGAGGAAGCGUGGUCCGGAACGAUCACCGUCAAGGAUGGCGAUGAUUCUUGCCUGCCCAGUUCUUCCUCAUCGAAGAACUCCACCGACUCUUCUGGUUCUGGAUCCGCUACGACUCUUACUCUCACGUCCUCGUACAAGACUGCUUCUGCAGCUUCUAGUUCCGAGACUGCAACCGCCGUCGGUGCAGCAAACGCGGGAACACUCGGUAACGCCUCUGGCGCAAUGUCGAAUGUACACCUCCCAGCGGCCGCAACAAUUUUCGCAUCCCUCGCGGCUGUUGCUGCUGCCCUGGCUCUCUAAAGUCCCCAGACUCUAUACCCCGACGCGCAUGCUAGUCGCUAAACGAGCGCUAGCCGCUCUGUCGUCCAUUCUUUUUUCUGUAUAUCUCUUGCAUCCAUCUAACUUCUCAAUUGUUUUUUUGAUACCUGGGAUCUCUUGCUUUUUGCUUGAUGCAUUCUUUUCAAGCCUGGUUGAUUAUCGGCGAUGCGUUAGGCUGCGUGCGGUUUGCGUCGUGUCGCGUCGACCAGCUUGAUGGCAGAGGUUUCAUCACAAUUUUACCAGACUCUAACUUUCCACAAUGUUUUUUUUCCUCUACUCGGGCUUUAUUAUUUUUAUAUCACUAUCGUUCAGGAAACGCGAAUUGGAGUUGUGUUGUUGGUGUUGGUGUUGUGCUGCGUAUUUACAUAUAUACAACGUUUUCUCUCCGAGAUGUUCUAUCAUACCAUACUUGCCAUGUCACCGCUUCGCUUUUCAUUAGCACUAGUAGUAUUUCUAGUUUACUCUAGUCUAGUCUGGUGCUAUUUUGACUUAGCGGAGCCACGACGGUUUUUCACGAGUAUCGUUAUCUCAUUCUCAGUCUCUCCCGCCAUUUCUUUGUUUUACUUGGUACAGACAGGUUUGGAGUUUGGGAAGUUUUGAAUUUGUUGUAUUUUGAGUAGGCGCAAAUGGUUGGUUUUGUUGAAAUUGAAUUGAAUUUCUUAUUCAAUUUGCG